AUGGUUAAAUCCUACCUGGGCAAGGCGGGCACUGGAGCUGGCCAAGCCAUAGUCGCCGCCAAUGAGGAGGUUCUCGUGUGGGACAUCAAGAAGGGCGAGCUGCUGAGCCGCUGGCGGGACGAGAACUGCAGGGCCAAGGUGACGGCCAUCGCCCAGAGCAGGAUCGACCCGGAUGUUUUCGCGGUGGGCUAUGAAGAUGGCAGCAUUCGCAUCUGGGACAGCAAGAUCGCUACAUCGGUCGUGAGCUUCAACGGGCACAAGUCGGCCAUCACCAUCCUCGCCUUCGACAAGACGGGCGUGCGCCUCGCCAGUGGCGCCAAGGACACCGAUGUCAUCGUCUGGGAUCUGGUUGCCGAGGUUGGGCAAUACAAGCUGCGCGGACACAAAGACCAGGUUACGGGGUUGCAUUUCGUCGAACCGGACCCGGUACUGCAGGGCGAGGGCGAGGAAGAGCAGGCCUUGAUGGCUGUGGACACCGAGGCGGCCGAGGGAUUCCUCCUAACGACGGGGAAGGAUGCGCUCAUCAAACUCUGGGAUCUCACUUCGCGCCAUUGUAUCGAGACGCAUGUUGCGCAAACAAAUGGCGAGUGCUGGGCGUUAGGGGUGACCCCUGACUUCAACGGAUGCGUGACGGCAGGCAACGACGGCGAGAUGACGGUAUGGGCACUGGACGUGGCCGCGCUGGCGUCGUCAGCGCAAAAAGUCGACCUUUCACAAUCCAUCAACUUUCUCCGAGACAGGGGGACAUUGCACCGGAAUAGCAAAGAGAGGGCAGUUGAAGUCAUCUUCCACCCGCGGCGCGACUAUUUCGCCGUACACGGGGUCGAGAAGUCGGUCGAGAUUUGGAGGAUACGGAACGAAGCUGAGAUCAAGAAAAGCUUAGCAAGAAAAAAGAAGAGGAGGAGAGAGAAACUGGCCAAAGACAAGAAGGCGGACGGGGAUCAGGAGAUGGACGAUGCCGACGAUAAGGCCGACGACAUCGCCCAGGCUGAUAUUUCUGACGUGGUGGUGCAGCAUGUCAUUGUCAGGACAACGGGCAAGGUGGUGGUUGUGGGGACUAAGGAGGGAGAGCUCCAACUAUACGAUGUUGCCUCGGCAGCCUUGUUGGAGACCGUUGACGCGCACGAGGGUCAUGCCAUCUGGUCACUACAGGUCCACCCAGACGGCAAGUCGGUGGUGUCUGGCGGUGCCGACAAGACGGCCAAGUUCUGGGACUUCAAGAUCGUCCAGGAACAAGUACUGGGCACGACCAGGACAACGCCGAAGUUAAAGCUCGUUCAAUCAAGGAUACUCAAGGUGGCCGACGACAUUCUCAGCUUGCGGUUCUCGCCCGACGCAAAGCUCAUAGCCGUCGCCCUUCUUGACAGCACCGUCAAAGUCUUUUUCGUCGACACCCUUAAGCUCUACCUUAACCUUUACGGCCACAAGCUUCCCGUGCUCAGCAUGGACAUAUCGUACGAUAGCAAGCUCAUCGUGACCAGCUCCGCUGACAAGAACAUCCGGAUCUGGGGUCUCGACUUUGGUGACUGCCACAAAGCCCUUUUCGGCCACCAAGACAGUAUCCUGCAGGUCGCCUUCAUCCCGCACAACUCGGACGGCAACGGCCGACACUUCUUCAGCGCCAGCAAGGACCGCACUAUCAAGUACUGGGACGCCGACAAGUUCGAGCAGAUCCAACGCAUUGACGGCCACCACGGCGAGAUCUGGGCCCUCGCCGUCAGCCACUCCGGAAACACCCUCAUCUCCGCUAGUCACGACAAGAGCAUCCGCGUGUGGGAAGAAACCGACGAGCAGAUCUUCCUCGAAGAAGAACGAGAGAAAGAGCUCGAAGAGCUCUACGAAUCCACCCUCACCACCUCUCUAGAACAAGACCCCGACGAGCAGGACCAAGACCGCGAAGUGGCCGCCGCCUCCAAACAAACCGUCGAGACGCUCAUGGCCGGCGAGCGCAUUGCCGAGGCGCUGGAGCUGGGCAUGGCCGACCUCAACACCCUGCGCGAGUGGCGCGACGCACGGCAAACUAAUCCUGGCAUCGCCCCUCCACAACGCAACGCCAUCUUCAUCGCGCUGGGCAACAUCACGGCCGAGACCUACGUGCUCAACACCCUCCAACGGAUCAAGGCCUCGGCACUGCACGAUGCGCUACUGGUGCUCCCCUUCGCGGCGGUGCCCGCGCUCUUCACCUUCCUCGACCUCUUCGCGGCGCGCGAGAUGAAUGUGCCCCUGACCUGCCGCAUCCUCUUCUUCAUGCUCAAGACCCACCACCGCCAGAUCGUGGCCAGCCGCACCAUGCGCGCCAUGCUCGAGGCCAUCCGCGCCCACCUGCGUCGCGCCCUGCGCCGCCAGAAGGACGAGAUGGGCUAUAAUAUCGCUGCGCUGCGCGUGGUGGGCAUGCAGAUGCGCGAGCAGAGUGUUAAGGAGUAUGUGGAUGAGAAUUGGGAGGCGGGCAAGGAGGAGGGUGGGGGGAGGAAGAGGGGGUUUGUGGAUGUUUCGUAG
Chaetomium globosum CBS 148.51 is the source of this 2496-nucleotide messenger RNA. RefSeq lists its product as uncharacterized. Gene Ontology annotation, cellular component: Pwp2p-containing subcomplex of 90S preribosome; small-subunit processome. Gene Ontology annotation, biological process: maturation of SSU-rRNA. The transcript is spliced from 3 exons. The coding region runs from base 1 to 2496 and encodes 831 amino acids. NCBI's taxonomy places the organism in Eukaryota, Fungi, Ascomycota, Sordariomycetes, Sordariales, Chaetomiaceae. The record is from RefSeq and is a predicted model, not a curated record. Gene Ontology annotation, molecular function: protein binding; snoRNA binding.